This is a messenger RNA of Anisakis simplex (herring worm), 4545 nucleotides long. NCBI's taxonomy places the organism in Eukaryota, Metazoa, Nematoda, Chromadorea, Rhabditida, Anisakidae. The record is from the annotation of a GenBank genome assembly.
ACAACCACAAAACCAGGUGGUAUUGUGUGGCCUACGAAUCCUCCGAUCAGUCCAAACGAUCCACGUUUCAAUCAAUUCGCUCAAGCAGCAUCGCUACUUCGUGAAAUGGGUAACUUCACGGUAGAUCCAUGCAAAGAUUUCUAUCAAUUCACAUGCGGUGCGAUGACGCAGCUAUCCAGUUUCUCGAAAGCCUACAACAACAGUCUUUACAUAAUGGCUGAGAAAAUCACCGAUCCUGGAUAUAGAAACUCGAACGUGCCAAAGCCAGUCAAACAACUUUUUGAAUUCUACGACACAUGUAUGAAUGCACUCAGCGACUGGGAUGCUGUCAUUGAUAGCGGUAAUUAUGUCAAAUCCAAGCUGUCACAAUUCAAAGAUGCAACCAACCUGCCAUUUCCACUUCUCAGUCAACAUCUACCCGAUCCACCGAUGCCAAACGCCACCGUCCUGUCGAAGGCAAUCGGCUACUUGGACGGUGCUCUUGGAACGAGUACUCUGAUAUCAUCAUUCAUUGACACGAACUGGAAGGAUCCGCACAGUACUCAAGGCUAUGCGUUAUACAUUGAUCAAAGUUCAUUAAGUUUGCCGUUAUCGUAUUAUAUAAAAGCAUGGGACCUAUACAAGGAAUGGUACCGUAAAAGAAUGCUCUUUUGGAUGAAAUAUCUGCAGCAGGGAUUGAAUGAAGCAAAACUGGAAGCGGAUGUGGAUAGCAUGAUAGCGCUCGAAUUGGAUAUCGCAUGGAAUCUAAGUACAGAUGAUGCAACUCGCCGUAAUUAUGCACGUUCCUACAACCUUUAUUCAACCGAGAAGGCAUCACAAAUGUAUCCCUUCAUCGAUUGGCCUUUAUAUCUGAACCAAAUAGCCAUCAAUGCACCCGCUGACGUGCAAAUGAAGAUGAGCAAGCCAGAUUUCGAGUUUCUCAUUAUGGAACCAAGAAUGCUAACUAAGCUAGGCGAGUAUCUAUCAACUGGCAAGUUUAAACCUCGAACGAUCGUCAAUUACUUGAACUACCGCAUUGUUGAUACAUUCCAAAGUUAUAUGCCACAUAUGUCUCAAGCCGAGCAAUAUAAAUCAAUUCUUGAAUUUGAUGUGAGUGCAAAGAAACGACGACCGAGAAGUAUCGUCAUGCCUCGACCAGACCUGAAGCUAUUGACUAGGAAUGACUUGCGCUGUGCAUCUAGAUCGAUCAGCGCCAUGCAAUACGCAAAUGCACGUAUGUAUAUCGACGCCAUAUUUCCAUCCCCGAAUAAACGCGAGCAGUUCCGUCAGAAGUUCGCAGCUUUCAUGGAGAGCGUACUGAUAGGAUUUCGAAGUAUGAUUGAUCAGUUGUCUUGGAUGAGUUUCAAGUCGAAGCGGGGUGCAUACAAUAAAAUCGACGAUCUCACCAAAAAUAUUGCAUUCCCUGAUUUUAUCAACAACGAUAGUUUGUUGACGAAAUAUUACGCAGAACUGGACAUUCAAGCCGGAGAAUCUUAUACGACCAUGCAAGAGAAGUUAUAUAAAUUCAAUGUUUACACUUCAUAUGCUAAACUCACAGCCGGUCAAACUAAGCGUAACGAUUUCAAUGGAGAGCCAGGAACUGUGAACGCCUGGUACCAGCCCGAGAUGAAUUCGAUUACAUUCCCAGCUGGUAUCUUACAACAGCCCUUCUACGAUCCCAACUGGCCCGCUUCACUGAAUUACGGAUCAAUGGGAGUGGUUGUGGGACACGAGUUAACUCAUGGAUUUGAUGAUGAAGGUGUACAGUGGGAUGGCACUGGCGUACUCUAUCAAUGGAUGGAUGAAAAAUCGUACACUUCGUUCGAGAGAAUGGCACAAUGUGUGAUCAGUGAAUACGGACACUUCUGCCCUCUUCCGAACUCAUAUAAACCACGUUGUUUGGACGGAUCGAACACACAAGGCGAAAAUAUCGCAGAUAAUGGAGGGAUACAUGCGGCAUAUCGUGCCUUCAAGGUGCAUCAAAAUAUGAACGGACCUGACCCGUCAUUCGAUGACGCGAUCAUGCGACAGUUCACUCCAGAUCAGUUAUUCUUCAUGGGAUUUGCGCAAGUUUGGUGCGAAACACCGCCGACUGACGAAGACAUUUUGCAACAGAUCCUCACUGAUCCGCACAGUCCAUCAUUGUAUCGAGUCUUCGGCACCAUCCAAAACUUCCCAGCCUUUCGAGCCGCCUUCAAAUGCCCCGUCGAUUCGGCAUAUUCACCUGAAAACCAUUGUGAUGUUUGGGUGACACCUGUUGAAGGAUCUUACGGCAUGCCGACCCAACCGAGUCAAAGAAACGAGCUGAAUAUUGCAUCAGCACCAGAAGUUUCACCAGCACAAAUGACAGAGCAUAAGGCAUUCUCUGAAUCCGUUUCAUUGUUCAAAGCGUCGAUGAAUUUAACUGCAAAUCCAUGCGAUAAUUUCUAUGAAUACGUUUGUGGCAACUACGAUGAACUGCUGAGUUUUCGAAAGGGUCGAUUAUUCAACUACCAUGCAAUGAGUCAACAAAUGGAAUUACCGAUCUAUGAACAGCCACAGACACCGACCGCACUGAAGAAGAUAAUUCAAUUCUAUAAAAAAUGCAAAACAGUUAGAGCAGAUUUUGAUCAUUACAUCAGCGAUGGUUCAGUGGUAACAAAUGCACUCAACGCAUUUGCUGUCAGAACUGGACUGAAAUUCUCAAUGGUCGACAGUCAAUCGUCACAAACAGCUCAGAGUUUGGACAGUAGAACAUUAGCGAAGGCCGUUGGUUACCUGAGUUCACAAGGCAUUGACACAUUGAUCAGCACACUGGUUGACACCAACUGGACACAUCCUCAGCAUUACAGUUUCUUCUCGGAUCAGAACGUUCUCUACUAUGCCAAGACGUAUUACACGCCCGUCGCAUGGCCUUCAACCCAUACAUCUUACAAGCAGAACACGAUCGAUCUUUUCAAUCAUUACGCUGCUCUUAAAAAGGUGUCUCUUGAUCAGAACAAGCUGAGUAGCGAUGUGGAUGCGUUGUUGGAUUUCGAAAGAGUUCUCGCUCAGAAAUACAGUACAGACGACACAACCCGCCGGCAAUACGAACGUUCUUAUAAUCCGUACACCGUUCAAAAUGCUACCGAAACGUUUGGAUUCAUCGAUUUCGCGACUUAUUUCGAAUACCUUUCAAGCACUUACCAGGAACUUGAUGCCUACUUUAAAGUGCCGGAUCGUCUUUUCCUGGUGAUGGAACCGAAAAUGGUUCUUAAAUUAAGUAAUGACUUCAAAAAUUUCGACUCAAAUAUGGUUGCCAACUACUUCUUCUAUAGAAUACUAGCUGAAAAUAGCGAAUACCUGCCAAGACCAACCGGCUAUGUGGCUAAACCGAUAGUAUCGGACCAAACAAUACUUGGAAGACAGCGAAGAGGCACCACAUUCAAGAAGGCCGUAACAAAAGCAUUGUACGACGACCCGAGCGUGGAGUGUGCGUACGAAACGUUGAACUUGAUGCAGUAUGCGAAUGCAAGAAUAUUUGUGGACUAUUCUUAUCCGAAUGAUCGUGCAGUUGCACGCAUUCGAUCACAGGCUGGAUGGAUGAUUGAGAAUAUUUUGCUGUCGAUGCGAGACAUGCUGAAUAGGUUGAAUUGGAUGGAUGAUAAAUCGAAAGACGGUGCGUACGAGAAAAUCUCUGAUUUAGUGAAGAACAUCGCAUUCCCGGACUUUAUCAUGAAUAAAACUCAACUUGAUGCUUAUUACGAGAAAUUGGUGUUUAAUAAUGGUGAUACGUAUUUUGACAUGAUCAAAAAAGCGGAUGAUUUCAAUUUCUUAUUGCUCUAUGAAAAUCUCGUAAGCGAUGCGACUGUGGAUCGACACGACUUCGGUGGACCACCAGGAACUGUCAACGCAUGGUACUACCCAGAAUAUAACUCAAUAACGUUCCCGGCUGGCAUCCUUCAUCAACCGUUCUUCGACGAGCACUGGCCAGCAUCAAUGAACUUCGGUGGUCUUGGUGUUGUAGCAGGUCAUGAGCUGACGCAUGGUUUCGACGAUGAGGGUGUUCAGUGGAAUGGUGUCGGGAAAUUAGUAGACUGGAUGACACCACAAUCAAUGGCUGGUUUCAACAAGAUGGCGCAGUGUGUGGUUAAUGAAUACAACGGGUUCUGUCCCUUGCGCGGAACUGGUAAAGUACCCGACUGUGUUAAUGGUGAACAAACGCAGGGUGAAAAUAUCGCUGAUAACGGAGGAAUACAUGCAGCGUGGCGUGCCUAUCAAGAUUACGUUUCACAGUAUGGACCCGACCCUCAACUCCCUGAUCCUGUCUUCAAGGCAUUCACCCAAGAUCAGCUCUUCUUCAUGGCCUUCGCACAAGUCUGGUGUGAAAAACCAAGACCGCUUAACGCCCAAUACACUCAAAUCAUGACAGAUCCGCACAGCCCAGCCAAAUACCGUGUUUUUGGUACCGUACAAAAUUUCCCCGCUUUCCGAACCGCAUUCAAUUGCCCACUUGGAUCAUCCUAUGCACCACGAGAUCAUUGCUCUGUUUGGGUUCCCGAGGUGAGCAUACUUCAUUCAACGCAUUGUUCCUCUUCAUUGAGGUGA